ACUAGUACCAAGUGACUCGAAGGGUUAAAGGCGCUUUUCGCACCGUGCGGUAAAUAAAUAAAUAAUAAUCGUGUAAUACGACAUUAUCGUCAACAAUUGGAAUUUUUAACGUCCCCUACCAUAUAUUAUACACCACGUGGGCCAAUUUUGCGCUAUUACCUUUAGUUGGCUCCUUUACGCGUUCAGCACUCGACCCAAUUGAACCGUCGCUUUCGGUAUUAAACAGAAAGCAAUUUUUGAAUUAAAAAUUGUUUACCGACACCAUCAAUGAGAAGUGUUAGUGAGAAUCAAGAAGAUAUUCACAACAAACAAGUUUAGAUCGCGACUUAUGUUUUAUUAAAAAACCAACAACAUGAGCAGUUCACACGACAAUCCAGCUUUCGUUCUAGAUGAACAUUUUAACAAAUCUGAAAAACAAAAGACGGCCAAUAAACAACUGACGACCAUCGAAAAUGGAGCAAAGGCAAUGGAAGCUAAUUACGAUCCGUAUUGUCAUAGAGAAGUUGAACAUCCAACAUCAAAUUCAGAAACAUUAUUCCAUUUACUCAAAGGAAGUCUUGGAACGGGAAUUCUCGCAAUGCCAAACGCUUUUCAUCACGCAGGGUACAUCCUGGGUUUUAUAGGAACAAUUGUAAUAGGAGUAAUUUGUACAUACAGCGUCCAUAUAUUGAUUAAAGCCGAAUACGAAUUAUGUAAACGAAACAAAAAACCGAGUUUAACAUAUCCGGCAACGGCGGGAGCCGCUUUCAACGAAGGCCCAGAACUUCUUAAAAAAAUAGCUAGAUUUGCACCGCAUAUAGUAAAUACGUUCUUAUUAAUAUACCAAAUAGGAACUUGUUGCGUGUAUAUAGUAUUUAUAGCUGAAAACGUUAAAAGCGUCGUGGACCAAUAUGAUGAUCAAAUACAAUUGGAGCUAUACAUGUUAAUGUUUUUGUUACCUCUCAUUUUACUUAACUAUAUCAAGAAUUUGAAGUUUUUGGCCCCGUUCUCGACGGGCGCUAAUGUGAUCACAUUAGUGAGCUUUGGAUUUAUUUUAUACUAUAUUAUUUCGGAUGGACCUACUUUCGAAAAUCGAGAACCAGUCGGUGAAGUUAGAUAUUGGCCUUUAUUCUUUGGAACUGUUUUGUUUGCAUUGGAAGCAAUUGGUGUGAUCUUACCAUUAGAAAAUGAAAUGAAAACACCUAAAGCUUUCGGUGGAACUAUAGGAGUUUUAAACAUUGCCAUGUCCAUUAUUAUCACACUGUAUGUUUUCAUGGGUUUUAUGGGUUAUUUGACUUAUGGAGGUGCAGCUCAGGGAUCAAUCACACUAAAUAUUCCCGGUGAUCAAAUUCAAGCUCAGGUCAUCAAAGCACUUUAUGCAGCAGCAAUUUUCAUUACUUAUGGUCUCCAAUGUUACGUAGCUAUUGACAUCGCAUGGAACGAAUACAUCGGCCCGUUAUUAGAAAAAAAUAGUAGAAAAGGUUUAUGGGAAUACGUAGUUCGUACAGUUAUCGUUUUAAUAACAUUUUUAUUAGCAGUGGCUGUUCCGAAAUUAGAACUUUUCAUCUCUCUCUUCGGAGCGUUAUGUCUUUCAGCAUUAGGAAUAGCUUUCCCAGCUUUAAUAGAUCUCUGCACGUUUUGGCACACCAGAAACGGCUUAAGAUUCAAUUUAAUGUUCAUCAAGAAUAUGUUGCUGAUCGUUUUCGGUUUCGCCGGUCUUAUUAUUGGAACGUACACAAGUUUAUCGGAAAUCGUAAAGGAAUUUUCAUAAUUAAAAAAGAAAACAUGAAGUAAAUGUGUCGUGAAUUUGUAAAUGAAAUAACCGUCCCAAAAUAGAACGGUAUCCGUUAAUAAUUUUAGAUUUUUAAGAAAUUAGCGAAUUACGUCAGUGAUCUUAACGAGUAUUAUUAUUGAAAAAAAAAUAACGAAAAGCAAUCAAUCAAUCUGUGAAGUGGCAAAAGUGAUACGGCGAAAGCUCAGGCUAAAAUGCCACAUCUAAAGCUUAGUCUUUGGUGAUAUUAGAUUGUUCAUACUUUAUUUUUUUAAUUAUAUUGAAUGGUUUUUUUAAGUAGAAUCGAGAUCGAAAAUAGGUCAACCUAUAAAUAAUGAUGAAUAUUUCUAUUUUAAGAAAGAUGUUAUUUAUGUAAAUAAAGUUUAUUUUAUUCAAAAAUUUAA
This is a messenger RNA of Onthophagus taurus, 2154 nucleotides long. Its product is annotated as proton-coupled amino acid transporter-like protein CG1139. The record is from RefSeq and is a predicted model, not a curated record. NCBI's taxonomy places the organism in Eukaryota, Metazoa, Arthropoda, Insecta, Coleoptera, Scarabaeidae. Gene Ontology annotation, molecular function: L-amino acid transmembrane transporter activity. Gene Ontology annotation, cellular component: vacuolar membrane. Gene Ontology annotation, biological process: amino acid transmembrane transport.